This is a messenger RNA of Quercus lobata, 1228 nucleotides long. Its product is annotated as G-type lectin S-receptor-like serine/threonine-protein kinase CES101. Gene Ontology annotation, molecular function: ATP binding; protein serine/threonine kinase activity. Lineage: Eukaryota; Viridiplantae; Streptophyta; Magnoliopsida; Fagales; Fagaceae. The transcript has 5 exons. Gene Ontology annotation, cellular component: plasma membrane. The coding region runs from base 1 to 1227 and encodes 408 amino acids. The record is from RefSeq and is a predicted model, not a curated record. Gene Ontology annotation, biological process: protein phosphorylation.
AUGAAUCAUUUUAGGAUUAGAUUAGAGGAACCAUCUUCACGAUUAAGUAGGGGAGGAUUUGUUAUAAUUUGCUUUGAGAAACAGGACCACACAGCUUGGACUAAUUGGAACUAUCUUCUAGAUCAAGCAGGGGAGGACUUGAUAUCAUUUGAUUUCAGCAAUAAGGCCAUACAACGAGGACUAAUCAACAAGAAGAGGGCUGGGAAAGAUAGAAAUAAGGAAAUGGAGCUUCCACUCUUCAGUUUUUCUAGUGUAUCUACAGCUACUAAUUACUUCAGUGCCUCAAAUAAACUUGGAGAGGGUGGUUUUGGACCUGUUUACAAAGGAUCCUUGCUGAAUGGACAAUUAGUAGCAGUAAAAAGGCUUUCGAGAAAAUCUGGACAAGGAUGGGAAGAGCUAAAAAAUGAGGCAAUGCUUAUAGCCAAACUCCAACACAAGAAUCUUGUGAAACUACUUGGCUGCUGCAUUGAAAGAGAUGAAAAGAUUUUGAUCUAUGAAUAUUUGCCCAAUAAAAGCUUAGAUUAUUUCCUUUUUGAUCCAAUUAGACACAGGAUAAUAGAUUGGGCAACCCGAACUCACAUCAUUGAAGGGAUUGCUCAAGGGCUUCUUUACCUCCAUCAGUAUUCCAGGUUACAAAUCAUUCACAGAGAUUUGAAGGCCAGCAAUAUCUUGCUGGAUAAAGAAAUGAAUCCUAAGAUAUCAGAUUUUGGAUUGGCAAGAAUUUUUUGUGGGAAUGGAUCACAAGCAACCAACCGAAUAGUGGGGACUUAUGGCUAUAUGUCCCCAGAAUAUGCAAUGGAAGGCCUCUUCUCAAUUAAAUCUGACAUCUUUAGUUUUGGAGUAUUAUUGUUAGAGAUCUUGAGUGGCAAGAAGAAUACUGGUUUCUAUCAAAGUGACUCUAUCAAUCUUAUUGGAUAUGCGUGGGAUUUGUGGAAAAGCAAUAGGUCGUUGGAUUUGAUGGAUCCAAUCCUUGGAGAUACUCCUCCUGCAAAUAUCCUUUUGAGUUAUAUAAACAUAGCAUUCCUUUGUGUCCAAGAAAAUGCAGCUGAUAGGCCUACCAUAUCAGAUGUGAUCUCGAUGUUUAGUACGGAACCUGCACUUCUACCUUCACCAAAAAAACCCGCAUUUUCAUUUGCCAGAGGUAUCGAGGAUUUGGGUUCAUCUAAGAGAGAGCCAGAAAUUUGUUCUCUAAAUAAUGUGACAAUCUCAAUUUUGGAAGCUCGGUAAC